Octopus bimaculoides (California two-spot octopus) is the source of this 7680-nucleotide messenger RNA. Its product is annotated as ubiquitin carboxyl-terminal hydrolase 47. Gene Ontology annotation, biological process: protein deubiquitination. Gene Ontology annotation, cellular component: cytosol; nucleus. The record is from RefSeq and is a predicted model, not a curated record. Gene Ontology annotation, molecular function: cysteine-type deubiquitinase activity. NCBI's taxonomy places the organism in Eukaryota, Metazoa, Mollusca, Cephalopoda, Octopoda, Octopodidae.
AUUCAUUUUUUCAAAUUAAUUUCCAUUCAUUUUUAUCGAAAACAAAAUUAAGGUUUUAUUAAUUAUAUAGAAAAAGGUCGCAGAUAUAUGUAAAACAUCCUCAAAUGUCACUUCCGUAUGUGUAAUUGUGUGUACACAUAAGUGUGUGUGUAUACAUAAGUGUGUGUAUGUGUAUCCACCACGAGAUCUCGUAAUUUAUCGUUCACUGCAUUAGCAGUAGAGUUGAUCAGGGACUUAAAUACUACUAAAAUACCAUGAUACCUCUGCAAAUUUGUCUUCAAACCUGUUUAUUCGGGGGCGUUAAUUUGCCCCUUACGUUCAAAAUCUGUAAAAUUGAUCGAAGAGACAUGGAAAGAUCUAUUUUCAUCAACUGCAUACAUUCUGUAAAUUGUUUUACUAAAAUAUAACUAUAUUAAAAAGAAAGUGAAACAAUAUUGUGUAAGCAUCAAACUAAAAUAAUACUCAUCAGAAAGCAAUUACAUUCGAUAAGCAACCACCCGAUUACAGUGGUUUUACAAGUACAACUAAACGGGGAGACUAAACCUGGUACUAAACAACUAUGGUGACUGGAGACAACAGGCAGCUCCUUCCAGCUGACGAUGUGUGUAUGGCUACCAAUAAUACAAUAGUGUGCAUCAUUAGAGAUUUGGUAGAUAAGAAGAAUCCAAGGAAGAAACGCAAAUUUUACCUGCCAGCUUCUAAAAAGGUAGCAGAUAUGAUCCAAGAGGUAGCAGAUACUUGUGGCUACAAUGCCAAUACUAUAUCUAUGAAUUAUGAAAAACCAUCAGUAUCUGGGUAUUACGAUGUAAAGGGAGUUUUGGAUAAGAAUAGUACCCAGACUUUGGGAAGUCUUUAUAACGAGGAUCUCUGUAAUGAUGACUUUUGCAAUGAUGACAUUCAGAUUCUUAAUUUUACCAUCUAUAAAUCUGAAAAGCAAACAGCCAUGCAGGCGACAACUGAAGGUUGUUCUAAUAUAUCAUUAAUCAUCCAAAAACAAGAAACUUCUGAUGUACCAACCAGUCAUGGAUGUGAAACCCAGGAUCAUGUUGGUUCUGAAGUAUCACCAAAUUACAGUUGUGAAGUUAAAGAGGAAAUACAAGCCAGCUCUAUAGACCACGGUUACUAUUUGAGUCAUCACAAAUCAGAAACUGGGUUUGUUGGUCUUGUAAACCAAGCUAUGACCUGUUACCUUAAUAGCCUGUUGCAGACUUUAUUCAUGACUCCAGAAUUUAGAAAUGCCCUGUACAGAUGGGAAUUUACUGGCAGCAAAGAAGAAGCUGUAAAGAGUAUUCCCUAUCAGCUUCAGAAACUAUUUUUGACUUUACAGACUAGUUGUAAAAGAGCCAUUGAAACCACUGAUUUGACUCUCAGUUUUGGUUGGGAUAGCAGUGAAGUGUGGCAUCAGCAUGACGUGCAAGAAUUAUGUCGGGUGAUGUUUGAUGCUCUUGAGCAGAAUUGGAAACAGACUGACCAAGCACAUCUAAUUAACCACUUAUACCAAGGCAAACUGAAAGAUUAUGUCAAAUGUCUACAGUGCUCUCAUGAGAGUGCUCGAAUAGAUGCUUAUCUGGAUAUACCACUUGUUAUUCGCCCAUUUGGUGGCAGUCAGGUGUAUGGCAGUGUGGAAGAUGCUUUGGCAGCUUUUGUACAACCAGAGACAUUGGCAGGAUCUAAUCAGUACUUCUGUGAGAAAUGUGGCCGGAAGUGUGAUGCUCACAAGGGCCUCAAAUUUGUUUCUUUCCCUUAUCUGCUCACCUUGCAACUGAAACGGUUUGACUUUGACUGCAAUACAAUGCAUCGGAUUAAAUUAAAUCAUCGGAUGACAUUCCCUGAAGUCUUGGAUAUUAAUCACAUGAUAGAAGAGGUUGACUGUAAUCUUAGUCAUUCUGAAGGGCCCUUAGUUGAGGAUAUUAGACAUCAGGCCAUCAAAACCAUGGAAACUAAUGAACACAGCCAAUUGGGUGGAGAUAUGUCAGAUGAAGCUAUUGAUGAAGGGAUAGAAAUUGAAACCAGCACGACUGCCACCUUAACCAACAGUGAGUCCUCUAGUCUAAGCAGUGAGUCUGCCACUAAUGACAGGAAUAGUAAAGAAUCUGAUGCCAAGGGACCAUAUGUUUAUGAAUUAUUCUCCAUUAUGAUACAUUCUGGAAGUGCUGCUGGUGGCCAUUAUUAUGCUUACAUAAAAUCCUUUAAAGAUGGCCAAUGGUACAGUUUCAAUGACCAGCAUGUUUCGAAAAUCACUUAUGAUGAUAUCCGGAAAACCUAUGGAGGUUCAAAUACAGGUCGUACUUACUAUUCAGCUUCUUACACUAGCUCUACCAAUGCCUACAUGUUAAUGUACCGGCAAAUCGAUAAAGAAAGAAAUGCAGAUUUUGUUUCUCCAGAAGAUUUCCCACCACAUAUGAAAGCUCAAUUAGAAGAGUUAAGAUCAAGAGAAGAAAAUGAAAGGAAGCAGCAAGAAAUUGAUAAAUGUACUUGCAAGAUAAAAGUCUUUUGUUACAAACCAGGCACUCAAGUGAAAAUGGAAAAUAAACUUGAGGUGCACAAGGAUAAAACCUUACGAGAGACAACAGAAAUUGCUUAUAAUUUGUUUCAGUUGAAGGAUGUGGCUUCUCUGGACUGUUGUCGAUUAGUCAAAUAUGAUGACUAUUGUGAGGCUCUAGAGAAAUCAUUUGAAAACGAAGAAAACAGCCCCAUUGAAAAGCUACUGGGAGGAGUCAAGUCAACUUACACAUUUGAUCUACUAUUAGAGAUACGGCGCCCUGACCAAACAUUUCAAGAGUAUAAACCAGGUGGUGUGACAAUAAAGGUUCAUUUGGUAGAUCUUGAAUCUGAAAUCAUCCACUCACCAGUCACAGUGCGAGCUUGUAAUAGCAAUACAGUAGCUGAGUUCAAAGAACUUGUUGCAAAAACAUUAAAUGUUCCUGUGACCCAUAUGCGCUGCUGUCUGGAACUUUACUCAGAUCUUCGAUUGCUUACCUCACCUGAAGAAACUCUGAAGUCAGAAAAUUUUUUCCGUUGCAAUAAAGUUUUCAUAGAAUAUUCAGGUAGUGAAGAUUCUGAUGUGACUUUUACAAGAAGUAAAUUCUACAAGUUACUAGAUAGACAUCAAAACACCAUUCGAAUUUACAUGAAUAUACCAUCCAAAAUGCAAGUUGGAGACUAUAAGAACUAUGCCAACUAUUUGCCAUUCUCAAAAAAUAAUUCUGCUACCAGCAACGGUGAUGAUUCUCCUGGAUCUCCUGUAAAGAACUUCAAGAACGAUUAUAGAAAAGAAGAGUAUACAAGAGACGUAAUUUCUUGCUGUGAUGACAAUUCGGCUUAUCCUGCUGCUGUGAUUGGUGCUGAUGGAGCGUCUGGCCCUCAUGAAAUUGAUGGCACCACUCCAAUCAUCAGAUCAAAUACCUCUUCUACAACGAAAUCAAAGACAUAUUUACCAUUAACUACAGGAAGCAAUAUAAUACACACAAAAAUGCAGCAAUUAAACUUCCGUCUUUCGAAAACAGGUUACACACAAAGUGAUAGUGGUAAUGUUGUGUCUUAUUGUACUGAUGACAUUGCUAGUCCUUCCACAGGCCGGGAAUCAAUGGAUGAAAGUCCAUUAAAUUCCCCGAUAGUUGAUAGCAUGCCAGUUAUUAGUCCAUUAACUCCAAAUUACAGAGAUGAUAACUCUGAGGACAUAAAUAAUUGCAAUAAGUUUUCUUCUGAUAUUACUGGAUGGUGCACAAUACCCAUCCCUCUGGGAAACAUGAUUAUGGAUGACUGGGCCAGUGAAAUUAGCCAAAGCAAUAUUGAUGUUAUAGGCCCUGAUAGAGCCAGCAGGGGUGGUAAAGAAGACUUAGUUACCAAUGAUGCUUUAAAUUUAGAGUCACUAGAAGAGAAUUGUGAACUGAACACAUCAAUUCAAUGUGAAAAAGAUACUGAUAGCAUUUGUAACCAUGAAUGUAUUGAUAAAGAAUUGGACAAUGAGGAAUACAGACACUAUUUUGAAGCAACAGAAAAUACAGAUGCUCUUGGUCAAAGAACUUUGAUUGUGAAUGUCGAUAAAAGAAUAACUCUGGAGGAUUUCAAGAAAGAAUUGGAACCAUACAUUGGAUUAUCUUCUGAAAAUUUUAAAGUUUUCAAAGUUUACUCUAACAAUCAAGAAUUUGAAAGUACGCAACUGAAUGAGAAUUUGUCAUUUCUUGAAGAUGGAAAGCUGAAUAUCAAAUUAGGUCGUGCCUUACGGCCUGGCGAGUAUCGUGUAAAAGUUUAUCAGUUAUUGGUAGAUGAACCUGAGCCUUGUAAAUUUCUCAUUGAAACAAUAUUUGCUAAGCGGAUGAGUGUCCUUGAAUCUAAGAAGCAAAUAUUAGCUGAACUUAAAGAGCAGUGCAAUUUAGACAUACCUCUUUCAAGAUGCCGUUUACGAAAGAAAUCUUGGAAAAAUCCUGGUGCAGUUUAUUUAGACAAUCAAUUAUAUGAUGAUGACAUUUCAUUAUAUACUCACUGGGAAAUUUUUCUGGAAGUUUUGGAAGGCCCCGAUCAAGUUAAAUCUGCUAAUGAACUAUCACUAUUUGCACGGCGAUGGCGGACAUCUACUUAUCGGUUGGAUCUCUUCCAAGAAGUUGUUUUAUCACAACAUACAACAGACCAUCUACGAGAGAAAUUACAUGAAAUUAGUGGUAUAGAGAAAGAAAAUAUUGAAUUUGCCAAGGCACGUGGCACAUUCCCUUGUGAUAUUCCUGUGUUGGGGAUUCAAACUGAAUUGGACUGGAAUCCUCAGGUUACCUCCUUUAAUAUGUGGCCCCAAGCAAUGUGUGAACCAGGAAGUGUAAUAUAUUACAGAGAUAAAACAGAAGAUUUAAUGGAACUGUCCAAAGAAAAAAAGGAGGAACUAUCUCAGAAAGAAAACAGGGUAACCAACCUGGUGCAUAAGAUCUCCAAUUCUCCCAGGAAAGAACGAGCUUUGAAAAUUUACACUGAAGAUUUAAAAUCGACCAGACUUUUGCCAUCUCCUGUAGUUCCCUCUGCUGCUGGUGCAGCUUCUGGGCUAGACUAGUAUAAUAAUAAUAUCAAUAAUAAUAAUGAGUUGCUGAUCUUCAUCUGUCUGUCUUCUCUUGUGAUGUAAAUAGAAACAGAAUGAGAAGCAAAAAAUGACAGUGUUAUAAACUGUUAAAAAGAACAUGUUCUGGUUGUUGUGCAAUGACUAUAUUUCCUUCCUUAGCUUUUGAAUGGAUGUUUCUGCUUCAUUUUAAAGAGAUUUCUGCCCUUUUGAUCUUUCCUUGAUUCUUUUCUCUCCUUUUACUUGCAGGGAAUGACAAUACAACUUUAUGAAGCAGUUGCUGUUUUUACAGCAAUAAUCCAGUAGUUUAUUGUUAUAUUAUAAAGGAAAUAUCUCUGAUGUUUUCGUAUCUUUUCCAUUGCAAAUCCUAAUGUACAUAGGUUCUAUGUGCAUUUGAAAUUUACUACUAAUGAAUAGCUUUUAUUUGUGAAAUCCCAUGCCAUAAUUGAACUCUCAGUGAAACAACAAAAUAGCAAUAUUUUAAAUGCAUGCAUACAUAAUGUGCUUAUGUAUAUGCACACACACACAUACUUAUGCAUAUGCAUAACAUUCUUACAUCAAACAAGCAAAUAUUAAUUUUGACCAAUAGAAAUAGUUUUUUUUUUUUCACUUUCUUUUUCUGUUGGAACAAACGAGAGGUUGUAAAGAAGUCUGUCCAAAUAUCGAUGCCUAAUUCUUCCCCCACAAUUAUUUAUUUUAUUUUUCAUUAAAAAAAAAAAGUUGUCUGUGAUUGAUUGUUUAUUAAGAAGCAGGCAGAUUAACUUUGAGAUCAUUAGACUCACAGUCGCUUAGCAUAUUUUAAUAAUUUGCAAGGUACAAUUGCUUUACAAACCAACUGGUUAAUCUGUUAUUUAGUAACUGGAUUGUGUGAUCUUACCUUACAGGUAUGUUUUAGAUUGUCUAUUGCGAAAAAAAAAGCAUAGUAGCUGCUACAGACAUUUCAGCUUGAUUGUUAAUCUGUACAGAUGAUAUUGAAUUGCUUUUCCUUUAUACUGUAUAUUUUGUUUUGGUUGCUUUAGCAAUGACUGUUGUUGUACUUUUGUUGUUAUUAGUUUUACAGUAUGUGUUUUUAAAGUAAAUAAAAAUCCACUAUUUGAGUACUGCUGCCAUUAGUCUAGAAAAUUAGACAAAUUUAUUAUUGUUAAAUUUUGAGGUGAUAGCAACUUUAAUAUAUAUUAUAUAUAUAUAUAUAUAUAUAUAUAUAUAUCAUUAUUUCACCCUCACUUUUUCAACCCGUUCACUUCUCUCUUUCAAAUCUGUGUAUGUGUACAUAUAUAUAUAUAUAUAUAUAUAUAUAUAUGCAAAUACACAUGCAAUAUGAAUUACUGGUGUGUUAAGUGUUCCAUUAUUUUGUUGCAAUAAUGCACUGUAGAACAUGUAGGUUUUUCAGUCAGCACUGCAUGUAAUGACAACUGUAAACAACCUGCCUGUACAAUGUGUGUGCAGACAAAACUGUAUAUCCCUAUCCAUUGAAAGCACUUGUGUACAUAUCUAUCUAAACAUAAUCUCUUGUAUAACUAUUUACAUAAUGCAAAAACAAAGUUCUUACUCAGUUAAAUAUUUACUGGUGGAUGUGCCUGUUAAGCAGCUGUGUGUAACGUUUAUGAAAUCUUCUAGAAGAUAAAAAGUAUGGAAUUGAUUGCUAGAUUGUUGUGAAACGUUGAACUCAAUUCGGGAUAGACAAAUAAAUAGGUGAAAAAAAAAUCCCUCCAGUGAAUAAAAAGGGUUAAAUGACAUGUUUUACUUAUACAUUUGUUUUGAGUCUCUUGUGCCUGUUAGUGUAUAUCUUGAAUACAACAUGACUGUAUUACAGAACUGAGAUAUUGUUAUGAUUAAUGGAGAAAGUAAGAUCAUUACAGUGGAUAUAAUUUGGUUCAAAUGUGUUAACAGCUUUGCCAAUUACACUAUUGUCUAGUAAAUAUUAUUUGAACUAGUAGAGUUUUGUUGUUGUUUUUUUUUUCCGUCAUUUCAACUGCUGUAAUCCCAAUCAUCCUCAUGCUAUAUAUUAUGUUGUAUAGUCUCUUGUAUUCUAGUUUAAUUCCAAAAUAAAUAAAAUGAAAUAUAUAGUAAAAAUAAAAAUGAAAAAAGCCCUUAUAAACCCAAGACUAUUAGGAUAAAUUUUUAUACAAACUUGAGGAUAAUUGUAAAUUGCUUCAGCUGAAAUUUGUAACAAAAAAACAACAAUAAAAGUUAAGUUCACUAAUCUGAAUAUUUUCAUGCUUUGUUUUAAAAAUUAUACAAAUGCAACUCUCUGUUGCCUUAAUCUUAGUAUAACAACCUUGGCUUUUUCUACAAGGAACUGUUUUUAAUUGAUAUACAAAAUGUUUAUGAUCAAAUUACUAUUCACACACUUGAUUGGUUAAGAAGACCUCAUUGCUUGGCUUUUUUCAUAUUUCAUUGCAUAACUUCCUUUCAGAAGAGAUUGUGCUCAUUGACUGGCAUGUAUUAUUUUGGUCAUCUCUGGAAAUCGAUAGAUGCUGAACACUUAUCUAGAGGAACAAUGAAGGUGUUGCAAAGGUUUUACAAGUUCAAUUCUUGGAUAUAGUUAUUUAAGUGUAUAUAAAAAUAUGGCAUCUGAAGAUGCUCUGAUAGACUUAUUGCUACAUUUGUGUAAAUAAAAAUACAAAAUAUCCACGUAA